Molecule: messenger RNA, 3966 nt
Organism: Drosophila persimilis
Lineage: Eukaryota; Metazoa; Arthropoda; Insecta; Diptera; Drosophilidae
Gene: Rilpl
Product: RILP-like protein homolog
Exons: 4
Coding region: 364-1725 (453 amino acids)
Source: RefSeq, a predicted model, not a curated record
AAUUUAUGUGUGUGUGGGAAAACAGCAGCAGCAGCAGCAACAAAAGCUGAAGUGAACAAAAUACCCGUGAACCUCCUCACAGCCCCCUCUGCUUCCACAGAGCGUGUUUGUGUGUGUGUCUCUGUUUGUGCGAAACGAAGUGGGUGAUUACACAUCGUCCCCCCUCCCCAUCGACGGAGUUUUCUCCAGGCAACUGGCGCACCUGGCACCCUUACCAGCUGGCACGGAGCACCAAGGCUGGAAAGCUAACCGUCUAGCCACCUGGUGGAACCUGGAACCUGAAAAGUGGCCCCAGCUGCUGACAGUCAAUAGAGAAGCGAACCGGACCCUCCGUACUGCUGCUGCUGGCCCGUGCCUUACUCCAUGCCCGGCUUCCAUCUCAAUGAAAUGGGCGAAAUGGUCUUGGACGCCAUCGACGACAUCGGCGUGGUCGAUGUGUACGACCUGGCCUCGGAUAUUGGCAAGGAGUAUGAGCGGAUCAUGGAUCGCUUCGGGACGGACGCGGUGAGUGGGUUGAUGCCCAAGAUCAUCAAUACUCUGGAGCUGCUGGAGGCGCUGGCCACGAAGAACGAGCGCGAGAACGCCACCAUUCAGGAUCUGCGGGACAAGAUCACUCAGUUGGAGAGCGAGAAGCUGGAGAAGGCGGAGUUCAGGCGCCGCUUUGAGAAAGAGCUGGAGCUCAUCGAAGAGCAGUGGCGCAGCGAGACCAACGAGCUGGUUGAUCUGGUCUCCUCGCUGCAGGACGAGAACAAGCGGCUGGUAAAACAGACGCAGGACCUGCAGUCCUCCUCCGCCCAGAGCUCCGGUCUAGGUGCCAGCCUCACCGAGAGCAUCAUCAGCAUGACCAACAAUGAGCUGCACAGCGCCCUGUCUGACACCCAGGUGUUGCAGCGGCUCAAGGAGCAGAUAUACAAGCAACGGGACGAGCUGAAGCAACGUGAGCGGGAGCUUCAGGACAAGUACAGCGAGCUGGAGCAUCUCAACAUUCAGUCGGAGCGACUAAAGGGCUCGGAACGGGACACGAGGCGGCGACACAAGCUGAUGCAGGCCCAGGUGAAGACGCUGUGCGAGGAACGAGCCGACUUCCUGGCCCAACUGCAGGACCAGUGCCGUGAGAUCAACCAGCUGCGCAAGCGCCUCGGCCUGGCCGAGAAGGAGAACGAGGAUCUUGUGCAAUCGUACGACGACGAUCAGAACGACCCCAAUCGGCCGCGCUAUACCACGCGAGAGCUCAAGGAGCUGAUCAGCGAGCGGGACGAGCUGCUGACCACUAUCGAUGGCCUCAACGAGCAGCUGGCCGAGCUAAAGCCCCCCAGCCAGCUAAAGGCCAAGCGGUCGCGGCAUAUCUCCAGCUCAGAUGACAGUGACGAUGACGAGGGUCAUUUGGCGGACAACGACGAUGACGACGACGACGAUGAAGAGGCGGCUGAAGCGGCAGCCGAACUUGAACCCCCAGUCGCUGGCGAGACGCCACCUGGUCACGAUGCACCCGUUCAAGGACCGCUGCCGUAUGAGCCAGACGAUGCGCCCUGGAAGAAGAGCUCCGAGUCGGGCAUACGCAAAUUUUUCCGCAAACUGUUCUCGGAUCCGUCAGACGGCAAUAAUACAUUCCCGAAACGUUCCUUGGCCACGCUCUCCAAGAUGGCGCUCUCGGCCACACCCGGCUCUGUGUCCGGCUCGGCCGCCGCCGCCGCCAUAUCUUUUUCCGGCGAGGCAGCGAAGUAAGAGCCCCCUAAAGCAUCAUCACACGCGUUGAAGUGCAUCUCAUUUUUUUAGUUCGCCUUUUUUUGUUUGUCUUUCCGUUCUGUUUAUCUGUUUCUGUCAUUUUCCAUUUUGAUUUUUUUCUUACUUUUACGUUUAUUUGCCCACUCGCCUGCAUCACUCGCCCGCAUCCUAUUAUUUGUUUAUGUAUUUAUUGUUUCUUUAUGUUUUCAUCUGUUUUAGUCUGUCUUUGUCCCUCGCUAUAUACCUUCUCCGUUUAAGCUGUACAUACAUAGUUUAUACACUCGAUUGCUGUGCCCUCGUAAUUCUAAGUUGUUAUGCGAUUUUAUUUACGUAAAUGUUUUGUAUCUUUUUGUAUUUAUUCUAACUUAAUUUGUAACUUAAUGCCCCCGGCCGGGGGCCCUCUACUAAGGUACUACUAAUCUAGACCCUGACUAGCAGGCAAUCAACAAUACCUUCCACAAAACAACACACAUCCCCCACAUACAUUCCUCGAUGUGAACACAUAAUAUACAUACACAAGAAAAUCCCAAGACCCAAGAUAUACGAGUAUUUGAGUGGAGUGUUCAAAAGAACCCCCAGACACAGAACCAGAAGUGAGUUUUUAAUGAAUUUAACUAUGAGCGCAGUCCCUUUUAUAGAAUCUGUAUGAAGAAGGAACAGAAUGAGUGAAGGAGUACAUAUGAUAGAUUGUAUUUGUAGAGAACAGGCAGAGCAGAACCUGACCAUGCCUAUACCAAAAAAAUACCAACAAAAACUAGAGAGAGGAUAACACGAAAAGUAUUUACUUCCAUUAACUAAAAGUCUAUCUAUCUAUACCAUCUCUCCUGUUUUCCGCCCCCGGAUCUAUAUGCCCAUAAUACUAUAUCUGUUGGUAGAUAUUUUAGCCUUCUCAUAGCAGUUGCCCCAAGCGGCCUUAUUCUAUUACAAAUUUAUCAAAAUACGCAAAACGUUUAGAUGAAAUGAGAAACCUAAAACAAAUUGAUGACAAAUACUAUAUAUACAAAAUAUUUAAAUAAUUAGCGAAACGUUAAAACCUUAGCGCAUUGUUUGUUGAAUUGAAUUGCAUAUUGAAUAUUGAAUUAAAAACUAAUCGAAACGAAAUCAAACUAAGACAAAAAUUAGAUUCCAUUGAAAGCCAAGGCUUGCGAUAGAGAGCGAUAGAAGAGAAGGAGAGCAUUAUCAGAACCAGAAUCAGAAACGAAUAGACAGAUUCAGACGCAGAUAAUGUUUUUAGCCAAAAAAGUUUACCAUAGACUUGGAAAAUAGCCAAGACUCGAAUUGUUGUUAGCGGAUUAGCGAAUGUGAAUACGAAUUACAAUGCACAUGCAUAUACAUAUAUGUAGAAUAUAUAAAAAUAGUCGGUUAUACAUGGCUUGAGAAAUGUGCAGACAAUUGUGGCUGAGAAAUCUCUUGGGAUAAGAAAUACAUAAAGAUUCAGGUUGAGCGUGGAUGGGCCUACACAAAAGGUCUGAGAGUUCUGAAGGCAUGUAGUAACGUAGACCCCCCUCAGAAAAAAGGGCAUAUAUAUACAAUAUGUAGCAUAGCAACCAGAUAUACAUACAUACAUAUAUAAUCCAAGAAACGAUUCCAAGUAAUUUUACCAUACCACCUCUCCAUCGAAGCGAGUCCUUGAGCCUAGAAUAUAAUACGAAAGAUUACAGUGUGUCCUUUAUUGCCUUGAAUUGGUUUAGGUUCGAAUGGAAAAAGAUGCUAUUAAAACUCUCUGUUCAGAGCGCAGUACAGUCACAAGCUACUUCAAGAUCUCUUUUUUAAGAAAAUUAUUUUCAUUUUUCAUUUUCCUUGUGUUCUGCUCCGCCUCCCUGCCUAAAAGCACAAAGCGUGCAUUCCCCCCUUACAUAUCAGCGUUAUCGAUUGAAAUGUGCCAAAGACUAAUUGUCAGUCCCAUGCACCCUGCAGCCCCAGGCCCCACAAAAUCCCGCCAUCCUUGUCCUCAAUCGAUCAAUCAGCGAAUCAACACUCGUUUCAAUUAAAAACAAAUUGUGGCAACUGAAUUUUUAUAUAUACAAGAAAACUGUAUUGAUGAUAACCGAAGGACUAACGAAAAAGAAUAUUAAAAGAUCACUUGAAACUGGAACGUAGGAGAGCGUAUCGGGAUCGGUUCGGAUCGGAUCGAGUGCUGGGGAGAGACAUUGGAUUGUAUCGAGUAUUUGGUGAAUUAAUGUUAACUAAAUUUAUAUACACAUAUACACAUGCAUUAUACAUAAUAUACUUUACUAUAUA